AUGGGCCCGGUGCCGAACGAGCGUGGACCAACCCGGCGUAUUACCACCCGAGGACCUCCUAAACGUACCGUUACACUUUUUGAUAGUAAGACGCCAACGCCGCAAUAUGCAUCAUUAGAUGAGAUGGAGGACGCAUUAAAGGAGAUUCGUCGAGAGCUUACCAAAAGUGGUGAGGAGGAAGACAUCAUCAGUACGGACCCAGAAGACCUUCUGGCUCAUGGAUAUUCCGAAUGGUCGACAACGAAUCCGGAUGGCUUACCGGUUGCUGUGGUGUACCCGCGUUCAACAGACCAGGUAUCGAUCAUCGCCCGAGUUUGUUAUAAAUAUCGGGUACCCAUUAUCCCCUAUUCGGGAGGUUCGAGCUUGGAAGGAAACUUUUCGGCCCCUUUCGGUGGCAUCAGCGUUGAUUUCGCGUAUAUGGACCAAAUCAUCCAGUUUAACAAAGACGAUAUGGAUAUUGUCGUCCAACCAAGCAUUGGUUGGCAAGAUCUCAACGAUCAGCUAAGCAGAAUGGGUAGCGGUCUUUUCUUCCCUAUUGAUCCUGGUCCAAGCGCCAAAAUUGGUGGCAUGAUCGGUACCAAUUGUUCUGGCACAAAUGCAGUUAAAUACGGUACGAUGAAAGAUUGGGUUAUCAACCUAACUGUAGUCUUGGCAGACGGGACUGUCAUCAAGACGCGGAGACGUCCUAGAAAGAGUUCGGCAGGCUACAACCUCAACGGUUUGUUUGUUGGUUCCGAGGGGACCUUGGGCCUCGUGACUGAAGCAACUCUAAAACUUGCCGUCGUUCCUGAGGAGUUCUCCGUGGCAGUAGUAACAUUCCCCACAAUCCGUGAUGCCGCCUCCGCAGCAGCCGAGGUAAUGCAGACAGGCGUCCCCAUCGCAGCUAUGGAAAUCAUGGACGAAGUCCAAAUGAAGGUCGUCAACUUAGGUGGAGCUACCGCGCCCCGGGUAUGGAAGGAAGAGCCGACGCUCUUCUUCAAGUUCGCAGGGACAAAGACCAGCGUGAAGGAAAACAUCACCCGCGUCCAAGCCAUCGCAAAGAAUAAUAAGGGCAGCAAUUUUGAAUUCGCCAAGGAUCUCCGAGAGCAGAAGCUUCUGUGGUCGGCGAGGAAGGAGUCUCUAUGGUCGAUGCUGGCUCUGAGAAAGGAGGGCGAGGAAAAAGAGAUGGACGACUUGGGUCUAUUCGCCAGUAUUCUAGGCCAUAUCGGGGACGGCAAUUUCCACGAAAGCAUUAUCUACAACCGGACGAAGAAGGAGGAGCUCGAUAAAGUAGAAAAGUGCGUGAAGAACAUGGUCAAGCGAGCACUAGACAUGGAGGGGACAUGUACGGGAGAGCAUUCUAUCGGCUGGGGCAAAAAGGACUCGCUGCUAUUAGAGGUUGGCCCAGAUACGCUCGGAGUCAUGAAGCAGAUCAAGUCGGCGCUUGAUCCCCUACGCUGGAACAACUUUGCACAUCCCACAUAUGGGUCCGAGGUUCGCCGAUCAUCCAACAUUAUCGGCAUUAAGCCUCAGUGGUCAUCGUGGGCUGAGAUCAGCCUCCGUAUACGCGGUCUCCCUCCCGCUACCACCACAUUUGAUUUGUGGACUCAUUUCAAGAAGGAUGGGGAGGUUGUUUUUAUCGAGCUCUUUGAAAAGAAUGACGGGACUCGAGAAGGAGGUGGCCGUAUCCGCUUCUCGCCGCCUCCUAUCCGUCAAUUCUGGGACAAUGUUAUGGUACUCAGCAUUCAAGGUCAAUCAGUCAAAGUGAAAGUCGAACUCGAGAAGGAGAGGCAGGAACGACGAAUACCUGGCUCCAACAACCGUAGCUACCCGCCAUUCUUGAGUAUUGCAAUGGUUGCGCUUCAAUUCGGGGUGCUUGCGCAUGAGGAUGAGGUGAUGCCAAUGCGCACAAUCCAAAACAACAUGCGAGGUCAAUUUUCCCUGGGAUCUGAUCUAAAUUCAAAAAGACUAGAAAUCACAUUUGCAUGCAGCAUCACAGAUCCACGUCGCGAAGACCCCACACAAGUUCCAUUUAUUAAUGUAAAGAGGAUCGUCUUUAUAGACGUCGAUGAGAAUACAUGGGCCCUACUUAUCCACCUACCUAGCCCGCCCCUUUUCUAUAGAAAAUGUGAUUACACCAACUCACAUACAAGCAGCAAGAAUAUUUGGAAAGAGCAGGAUGCUUGGAACCGAAUUGUCGACAUUGCUUAUGAUACAUCAUGGUUCAUAGAUGAACCCGUCUUAUUAUCCAGAACCAAUCGGUUUAUUAACAUUGGAACAUGGACUACUUACCGGCUUUUGUUCGCAAAGUCUUCUCUCGUUGCAUGGGAGGAAAUGAAAGCGGCUCUGCAGGAAUUCAAUAUCUUUAUAGAUCACAAAAACUCAAAUGAUAUUAAGAUAGUUCCACCCUUGAUAUCAAGCUUCUGGGAUGCACUUGAACCUCAACAGCCUGGCGCAGACACGUCUAAAGCUAAUUUUGCCCUUCUCGCCGACAUGGAAGACAUCUAUCUUCCCUACGACGUCCGAUAUCAGCUUGAAGCAUGCAUCUCUCAGGGUAUUUUCAACGAGGUUAACAUUACUACAGAGUUCCUCCGAAGGCUGGCAAACCUCUCGCGAGGUCGUACCCGACGUCGGGAUAGAGCAAAAGACCUCUUGACGAUAUACGAUCCGAUGUCACUUUUUGAAGACACAAAAGCGACGAGCCAUUACCCGGAGAUCUCACUCCCACGACACUGCAUAUGGGUACGAAAAGUAGUGAUCACUCCUACAACAAUAUAUCUUAGUAGCCCGGCACCAGAGCCGUCGAACCGCGUCCUACGUCAGUACAUCAAUUACGAAGACCGGUUUAUACGUGUUCAAUUCACAGAUGAGCUCAUCAAAGGUCGCAUCUACUCGGAUCCCGAUACUACGCGGGACAAUGCUCUAUUUAAUCGAGUAUAUAGAGUAUUGCAGAAUGGCAUACAGAUCGGCGGUCGUCAUUUCCAGUAUCUUGCCACUGGGAACUCUCAGUUUCGAGAACACGGCGCCUACUUCUUCUGCCCGGCAGACUUCUUAACCUGCGAUAACAUCCGGGCCUGGAUGGGUGACGUUAAUCACAUCCGAGUCGUCGCCAAGUAUGCCUCCCGGCUUGGACAAUGCUUCUCGACAACGAGGAUACCCAAAGCAUCACCAAUCGGCCAAGCAAUUAUACACAUUAACGAUAUUGAACAUGAUGGUCGGUGCUUCACCGAUGGAGUUGGGAAAAUAGCAUUUAGCCGUGCGAAGUUCCUCAUGCAGAAUCUUGACAUGAGCAGGACCUCAAAAACUCUCCCGUCUGUCUUCCAGUUCAGGCUAGGGGGUAGUAAGGGAAUUCUAGUACAGUGGCCCGAUGUACCUUUCAACGAGGUUCACCUACGACCAUCGCAGAAGAAGUUCAACGCAGUUUCGAAGGGGCUCGAGAUUAUUAAGACGUCUAGUUUUUCUGUCGCAACCUUAAAUCGGCAGACUAUUACUAUUCUAAGCUGCCUUGGCGUACCAGACGAGGCUUUUGAGGAGAUGAUGAAGAAGCAGAUCGCUGACUACGAGCGUGCCAUGACCGACGCCGAAUUUGCUAUGCAAAUACUCAGCAGAUACGUUGAUCAAAAUGGCAUCACCACGAUAAUGGCACAAAUGAUUGCGGAUGGGUUCAUGGAAACUAAAGAGCCCUUUUUUAUGACCCUACUACACAUUUGGCGUGCCUGGUCGAUGAGACUGCUUCGUGAGAAGGCUCGUAUUAUGGUCGAUAAAGGCGCAUUUGUUUUUGGUUGCGCAGAUGAGACUCGCACGUUACGAGGUCAUUCCAAUGCAACCGACUCUAGCCAGAGUAAAGACACGAAUACCUUGCCGCAGAUUUUCCUGCAAGUACCAAAGACGGGUGUUAGGCCAGGAGAGCCCGGUGAAUACACCGUUAUAACUGGAAUAUGCGUGCUCGGGCGGAACCCAUCGCUCCAUCCUGGAGAUAUUCGAGUAGUGGAGGCCGUAGACGUUCCGGCGUUAAGACACCUCCGCGACGUUGUUGUAUUCCCCACGGUUGGAGACCGCGAUAUCCCCUCCAUGUGUUCCGGGGGAGAUCUUGACGGGGACGACUACUUUGUGAUCUGGGAUCCUCGGCUUAUACCUACGGAGUGGAAUCACCCCCCUAUAGAGCACGAUAGCCUCAAGCCAAAAGAACUCAAUCGGGACGUAAAAGUAACGGAUCUCAUUUCAUUUUUCGUGAGCUAUAUGAAGAAUGACUCGCUCAGCACCAUUGCCCAUGCCCAUCUAGCCAAGUGCGACGCAUUAACCGAUGGUCCCAAGCACCCGCAGUGCAUCGAAUUAGCACACCUACAUUCCAAUGCCGUCGACUACCCGAAAACCGGGCAGAAAGCUUACCUGAGAGCGUCGUUGCGGCCAAAAAAGUACCCGCACUUUAUGGAGAAGGUGCCAAGUAGAACGUAUCGUUCGAUGAAGAUUCUUGGUCGACUAUACGACCAAGUGGCGCAGAUUGAAUUUAAACCCGAAUUAGACAGCACAUUCGACCAGAGAAUCCUCCGUAGGUAUUCGCUGAAAGACGAAUUAUUAAAGACGGUAAGGAUGAUAAAAAGGCAACAUGAUAAGGCUAUGCGACAGAUCAUGAAUCAGUAUGAUAUUGAAACUGAAUUCGAAGCCUGGUCAACAUUUAUGAUGUCAAAACCGCGACUUGGAGGUGAAUACAAGCGGCAGGAGAAUAUGGAACCGGUGAUGACGAACCAUAGAGAACGGUUCAGGGACGUUUGCAUCAAGCUGGCGGGAUCCAGAGAUCCUGACGUCUUAUAUCCCGUGGUGGCAGCUACCUACCGCAUCACAUGGGAAGAAGUGCAGAUCACACUGGGGCGGGGGCGGGCAUCAGAAGCCGUGGGAGAGGAAAAAUCGAGGACAGAUGCGAUGCCGUUGAUUAGUUUCCCGUGGGUGUUUGAGUACGAGCUAGGUCGAAUCGCCAUGGCGAAGGACGAAUUCGAAUUAGAGGAAGUACCUCAGCCGACGACAGCACUAUUAGAUGAUGAUUACACAGGCGACGAUGACGAAUUUAAGCGAAUCAUUGGCAUCAGUAUCAAUGACUCGGAGGAAAUCGACGGCUUUAGAGACCUAUAUAUCGAAGUGGUCGAGGAGCAAUCUACUACGUACGAGGAGCUAGUGGAGCUGGAAGAGGACGAAGACACGGGUAUGGAUGCUCUAGCCAGGCUGGCCGACUAG
Messenger RNA from Daldinia vernicosa, 5208 nucleotides. RefSeq names its product RNA dependent RNA polymerase-domain-containing protein. NCBI's taxonomy places the organism in Eukaryota, Fungi, Ascomycota, Sordariomycetes, Xylariales, Hypoxylaceae. Gene Ontology annotation, molecular function: RNA-directed RNA polymerase activity; FAD binding; nucleic acid binding. The coding region runs from base 1 to 5208 and encodes 1735 amino acids. The transcript has 11 exons. Gene Ontology annotation, cellular component: nuclear RNA-directed RNA polymerase complex. The record is from RefSeq and is a predicted model, not a curated record. Gene Ontology annotation, biological process: siRNA processing.